Molecule: messenger RNA, 1128 nt
Organism: Plasmodium berghei ANKA
Lineage: Eukaryota; Apicomplexa; Aconoidasida; Haemosporida; Plasmodiidae
Product: DnaJ protein, putative
Exons: 1
Coding region: 1-1128 (375 amino acids)
Biological process (GO): cristae formation
Source: RefSeq, a predicted model, not a curated record
AUGAGACAAAUAAACUGGGAAAUGGAAAAUUCAAAUGCACUUUCAAAUAAAAUGGAGGAAAAAAGGGAAUUUUCAAAUUUAAAUGAAAGUAUUUCAGAAAUAGACAACAAUUCAAUUUCAAAUUUAAAAUUAAUAAGUCCUGAAAAUAAAAAAUAUAUUAUAAGCAAUUAUAUGGAUAAAAUAAAAUAUAUUACAUCAACUAAUAGCAAACCAAAUUAUUAUGAAAUCCUUAAUGUUAGUAUAAAAAGUGAUUAUAAAACUAUCAGAAGAAGCUACUUAUAUUUAUCAAAACUUUUAGAAGUCAAUAAAAAACUACCUAGUGAAUAUGAAGAAUGUUAUUGCUUAAUACAAAAAUCGUAUAAAAUUUUAACAGAUAAAUUUGAAAGGUUUUACUAUGAUGCUUUAAAUAAUUAUAUUGAUGAAAUACAGAUAGAAGAUCAAAGAAAAGUUCUUGAAAAAGAAGCAGAUUUAAUUUAUGCUAAUAAAAUUGAAGAAUUAAAGGACAUAUACAACAAAAAAUUAAAAGAAGAAAAUUUAAAAAACGGAUUAAUAAUAGAAAAAGCUAUAUUUGGAAAUUUAACUUUAAAAAAAAAAUGCAUAAAUAAUUGUUUAAAUAUACAACCAAUAACUGAAGAGCAUGUAAAAGGCCCAUUUUUAGAUUAUACAAUUAUUUUACAAUCGAAAGUUGAAAAUAGCUCAUUACUAUUUAAUGAUGAUUAUUCAUUCGCAUAUUUUUGUGAUAUUCCCAAACCUUUGAUAAAAAUUCCAAGUAAAAAAAUGAAAAAAAAAAAGAAAAAAGAACAAAGUAAUUAUGAAGCUAAUAAAUCUUUUGCGGAUAUAUUAGAAGAUACAGAAAUGUAUUUAUAUAUAAAAUAUAAAUUUUUAAAUAUAUAUCAUGAAUUAAUAGUUGUUGAUAGAUCAAAUUUUACAAUACCUCAAAGUUCUCACCGAAUUUUUGGUAAUCUUAUAUUAGGUCCAUUUUCACCUGUUAAUGUUAUAAAAAUGAAGCAUAUAUCUAAUUCCUAUACUGAUCGUAUUUUUCAUUUUUUUGCAAAGAAUAAGUUAUAUAUAACUUUAUUUACGACGAUUAUGUUAUGCGUUCAGUCAAUGAAAUCAAUGUGUGCAUAA